Messenger RNA from Hansenula anomala, 660 nucleotides. RefSeq lists its product as uncharacterized. The record is from RefSeq and is a predicted model, not a curated record. The transcript has a single exon. The coding region runs from base 1 to 660 and encodes 219 amino acids. Lineage: Eukaryota; Fungi; Ascomycota; Saccharomycetes; Phaffomycetales; Wickerhamomycetaceae.
AUGAACAGCAUACCCACAGAGAUCAAGCUCAACAUCCUUUCACAGGCUCAUCCUUCACAGCUAAACACAAUAGCCAGUGCCUCAAACCAGCUCGAGGAUUUGGUGAAAUACAUCAUCUCUAAAAAAUUACAAUCUCAUCUUGACCAACAACAACAACUUCUCAUAUCAUUAUACUCUCCAAACAGUAAAGAGUCAAACUACAAAUACUACUACACCGUGGAUUAUGAGAUUCAACAGUAUACAACAACUUUCAACAUUGGUUCAUUCCAUCAUAAAGAAAACUUGCUAAAACCAUCAACAGACCUAACUGAAAAACAAUCAGUUCAAGAGAUUAAUCACAAACAGUUGAAUCAUUUAGACCUCACCCUGAAUGAAGACCAAUCCAUGGCCAAGAUCUCAUUUGCAUUAUUAUUAAAGAAUACACCAAUUAAUGAAACUUCAUUAAGAUUAAACAAAGAAUCUUUAUCAAAUAGUGUUCAAUUGGAAAAUUUAGCAUUCCAGUUUUCAUUACAACAAGGUGAAUUAGAACCUGAAAAAGGUGGUUAUGAUUUUGAUAUUAAUUAUAAUUAUGCUUUGAAUUUCAAUAAUUUCGUUAUUGAUAAUGUUUCUUUAUUGAAAAUGAUUGAAAAAGAUGAUCAGGCUUUGAUCAUUAGAUAUUAG